This is a messenger RNA of Aspergillus luchuensis, 828 nucleotides long. RefSeq lists its product as uncharacterized. Bases 1 to 828 code for a protein of 275 amino acids. Lineage: Eukaryota; Fungi; Ascomycota; Eurotiomycetes; Eurotiales; Aspergillaceae. The record is from RefSeq and is a predicted model, not a curated record. The transcript is spliced from 2 exons.
AUGGCACGUUGGCCCCCGGCCUUGACCCUCAGCCAUGCUGCCAGUUCGACCUCGACCAUGCUCUUCUAUAUCUCCUUGAUCUCCAUCGCUCUCUCGACCGUCGCUCGCGCUCACACUGUCUCCCUUCUCCCCUCUGCCGCCUCGUCCGACUUCCCCUCAUGUGCUUUGACCUGCUCGGUCUUAAAGGAGGCCCAGAAUGAGUGUGUGCCUCCCGUCGCCGCCCAGACCGAUCAUGCGACCUACGUCUCGUGCUUCUGCCAGUCAGCUCUGCUCGACCAGAUCCAUUUCCCGACCGGGGUCUGCACGGAAAGCUGUCCCAGUGCGUCGGAUCGUGCGUUGAUCCGGACAUGGUAUGACGAAUUUUGCUCGUCCGAGGACACCCUCGCCGCAAGAGACACCACUACCUCCAUUUUCGCGAGAGAUUCGCGCUCCCAGACCUGGUGGACCACCCACUAUCAAUGGGUGAUCAUGGUGAUUGUCCUGGUGGUCGCGUUUUCCGUCAUUACCGUCGUGGGUGUCUGGCUCAAGCGUCGCCAUGACCGGAAAUACCCUGGCCUCUACCACGCUACCAACACGGCAGGAACGGAUAGCGCACUGUUGGCAGCCCGUCAGCAGGACAACAGUCCCUCGCCUCAACCGGGACCUCCCCCACAGGGCUCGUUCAGGCCCGGCCGAUUCGACCCCACGAUAAACACCGAGUCGAUUGCCAGCAGUUCGCGCACCAAUAUCACCGCUCCGACGACCCGGCCCGCUCGAAGUUCGUCGCGUCUACAAAAGGCCCAGCCAGUUCCGGAGGGCGAUAUCGAAAUUCGCGAAGUUCGCCGGUGA